Molecule: messenger RNA, 9634 nt
Organism: Copidosoma floridanum
Lineage: Eukaryota; Metazoa; Arthropoda; Insecta; Hymenoptera; Encyrtidae
Gene: enok
Product: histone acetyltransferase enoki mushroom
Biological process (GO): nucleosome assembly; regulation of transcription by RNA polymerase II
Cellular component (GO): nucleus; chromatin; MOZ/MORF histone acetyltransferase complex
Molecular function (GO): DNA binding; histone H3 acetyltransferase activity; transcription coregulator activity
Source: RefSeq, a predicted model, not a curated record
UUAGCUUAUUCUCGUUCUUUCCCUCUCUUCUCCUCCUCUUUCGACCAAAACCCGGAGCCCCAAAGUGUAUAACCUAUAUUUAUUAUAUAUAGGUAGGUAAAAGAGAGAAGCGCGCGGUGCAGCCGUGUGUCGUGAAUACGUGUUUGUAUGUCGGAGUAGGAAGGGUAUACGAUAUAUGUACGUUUUACGUACAUAACAAGUACAGCAGCAGCAGGAGCAUAUAGCCCAUGUCGGUGUGUCUGCCUCUGUUGUAGGUAUACGUACAACGUACAGCGUACAACUCUCUCGGGGCUCUCUUGUUACAUCGGCCCGCAACAACGAGAAGCACGUCCGUUCAUCGCUGCCGUCGUGUCGUGCGUGUUGAAGGAUUUCAUACAACAAGAAAGUUUUGGAGGCGCCUAUAGUGGCUGACCGAUGACGACGACGGCGAGGCGCGAGUGUGUUGCUGCGGUAUAGUAGGACCAAGUGUGUGCACGACACCAGCUGCCUCUGGGAGCGACGGAUGGCGAGGUACAAGGCCAACCAGCGAAUAUCGCAUUCAGCAGGCGUACAAUUGAGAUAGACAAAGAAAGCGAGCAUCUGUCCUGAAGGCCAUCGAACCUCAUCGUACUUGGUACGCGCACAGAAAAAAAAAGGGGGAGAAAGCAAAGUACCAUUAUCACAGCACAAGCUGGCUGACGCGUGCCCGCGUCGCAUAAACUCGUGCGCGCCGUGGAAGGCUAGGCGGGACCCUGCCAUAACCCGACAGCGAUGUGAAUGCGGGCCCCCGGUCUAGCGGGGGCCUCCGCCUUGGAUUUGGUGGUGCAGCUCCUCUCUGGGCCCGAAACAGCGAAUCCCAUACGCCGUGAUCAAAGUUUAAAGUAGACGUACCUAAAAGGAGCACAACAGCGCCGCAAACGACACCACCAACAAUAUGGAGGAGCCGGACCCAGAAACGUGGACCGCCUGGUUCUUGGACGCCAUACGCAAGAUCCGCAGUCAGAAGCAACGGCCGAGCGUCGAGCGCAUCGCCCACGCUAUCCGGCUGCAGCAUGACUUUCACGAAGAGGUCAUUGCCGAGAAUCUACAGCUGGCCGUCAAGCGCGGGGACGUGCUCAAACUCUUCAACAAGGGCCAAUCGUCCUACAAGGACCCAGGUGGUCUGCAGUCGAAGCCGCUUAAAGUGGGCCGCAACAGUGACCUGACCAAGGUGAUAAUCAAGGCGGUGCGCGAGCUCGGCGAGCGCGACGGCUCGAAUCUCAAGAGCAUCGAGAGAUACGUGCGCCAGAGCCACACUGUCGAGGAGGAGCAGGAUGGCGAUCUCAAGUUGUCCCUCAGGUUGUCGUCCAAGAGGGCAGUCGAUCGGGGCCACGUACUGCAGGAAGGUCGACUCUUCAGGCAGCCCGACCGGCCGAUACACCUCGCCAAGAAGUUCAACACCGACAACGUGCAUGACAACCUCUCGUCCAAGCUGCCAGCGCCGUUGCCGAUAUGCAGAGAGUGCCUGGGUACGACGGCCGUCAACACGAAUAAGAGCGGCAAAAAGAGCGCCCCCACCUCGGCGACCACCCCACCGAGCGCCAACAACAACAACAACAACAUCAACCCGGGAGAAAAGUCAAUAAGCCGUUGCAGCGUUUGCGGGGCUGCCCUGCACAACUCGUGCGCCCCGGCGGAACUAGCUCACCUGGUGGAGCGAGGCUCGAGCUGGUGUUGCAACGAUUGCUGCUCGGCCAAGUGCGCGGGCUGCCAACUCGAGCGUGAGUCCCAGAGUUACCUCGUCAAGUGCGCCGGGUGUCCCAAGUGUUACCACCCGGGCUGCCUCGAGCCGGCCCCCGACAAGCGCACCAAGGCCCCCUGGCGUUGCCGCGACUGUCCGCCCGUCGCCCCGGCUACGGAACAACCGACCACUCCCGUCGCGUCGUCGGCCGCCUCGUCGCCCUCCGCUGCCACGGCUGCUUCCGCCGGUGGCAAAAAGUCCGAGCCCAGGGCCGAACAGUCGCCCGGCACACCCACGAGCUCGCGCAAGAAGCUCGCCGCCACCACCAAGGACGGAGGCAAAAAGUCAGUAGCAUCCCGCAAGAGCACGUCGCUGACGACCCCGACGACACAGUCGGCGAGUACUGGAGCAACAGGCACCCCAGCCUCGCAUCUGAAGAAAAAUAGCGGCGCCUCGUCGCAGGCACAGCAGGUGGACAGCAGCUCGGACGGUAAUGCGGGUGUUGUCUCCCCUCGUCAACCAAACCCUUCCUCCUCUCCCCAAAGUCCAGCCCCAUCCUCUCACCACCACCACCACCUCGAGGAAAAGAAUGAUCGCAUCUCCAAAGAGAAGCAAAAGUUCUUUAGGCUGAGCGCCUUUAACUCCAAGCACAACAAACUGAAGCGCGCCGCCGCCGCUGCCGCUGCUGCUGCUGCCACAACUACCGUCACUACAACUUCUCCUACAACGACGACGACAAAGACAACGACGAAGACGACAAAGACGAAGACGAGCAGUAGCUGUCCGGCUUGCCCCGAUAAGCUUGCCAAGGUAGCUACUGUCAAGGUCAGAGCUGAGACGACGAGCAACCCCGCGAGGCUGUCACGAAAAGCUGCCGCAUCGAAAAAGCCGAGCGCCAGUAAUCGCAAUAGUAAGGUGCCUUCGCUGCCGAGCGACGACGAGGAGUCAAGUGCCGAAGAGAAAGAGAAGAAAGUCGUGGAAAAGGAGAAACAGAAGAAGCAGGAGAAACACAAAAAAAAGAACAAAGAGGAUCGUAAGGAAGAUGACGACGAUUGCUCGAGUGGGUCGAGCGUCGAGGAAUGCCGCUCGAGCGAGAAACCAGUGGUCGGUCGUCGACAAAAGAUGCUUCAACCAAGGAAGCCUCCUCCUCCUCCAGUCCCUCCUCCUCCUCCUCCUGUCAUUCAAUCAUGUCCUGCUGCUCCCUCCUCGUCAUCCUCGGGCAGCAGCAGUAACAGCAAGCUCACCAGCAGUAGCCUCGCCAAGGGACCCUUUGCCUGCGACCUCAGCGAAGACAAGCCCUGGGGCUUUGCAGCCGCGGCGGCCAAGCUCAGCAUCGAUUCUAGUCCCUUCUUCAGUAGCCUGAACAAUACUUUUGGCGCGACGCCGCCAAAACUCGAGCUCGACCUCAAUAUCCAGAGGUCACCGUUCGCAUCGUGCCUGAGUAGCAUCACUACUACCACUACUAACUCCACAAUCGGGAGGAAAAGCGACACGAGAGCUAACGAAAGUAAAAAACCACUAGUCCCUCUAGCCAAGCCAGAUCAAAAUAGGGAACUGCAGAGGUCGAAGCCUGGUAGCGGCCAGCUUCGGGGUCUCUUUGACGGUCUAAGUCACUUUUUCACCGCCUCGGGCAGGAGCACGAGUAGAGCUAAACCCGGUGCUCCGCCUCCAAAUUAUGCGCCAGAUCGAAGAAAAAGACAACAGCAGCAAAACGCCGCUGCGACGGAAAGCAGCGGUUGUUGCAGUAGCAGCGACGGUAGCAGCAAAAUCAAAGCUCCGCGGCUGACCAUCGGUCAGAAAAGUGCGAUUGAACCGCUGUCGCCGAAAUCCGCGCCGGUCGCGGUCACCGACAGUCCGACCAGAGGCAAAAAAGAGAUCACGAAAAUCACGAGGGUUCCGAGGCCUGGGAUUUUCACUCCUUCCGAGGAGGGCAUUGGUAGUCUGAGCGCGAGUAGUCUGUACGAGCUGACGGGCGAGAAGCCGUCGAAAAUGACGCCGUCGAAUCUCGUCAAGACGGCCGUCAAUGCCAAAAGACACGAGCACGAGAGGCGCCGAUUGCGCGGUAUAGACGGUGCCUCCCUGGUUAAGUGUGCGGUGACAGACGCUCGUAGAAAACAAAAGCAGGAGCAGCAGGAGAGCACGAGGAGAAGGCCAGUCAACGUUAAUCGCCAGUCAGAGUCUGGUGCCGCGACCUCGACCACGACUGCGACUAGUAAAACAACAACAACAACUACGACGAGUACCUUAUCAUCAUCCUCCUCAUCUGCCACUCCCAAAGCUCAUCCAAAGUCCACUCCACGAGCCUGUACUAGCGCCACUACCACCACCAACACCACCACCAACACCACGACACCCCGCGCGACACCCUGCUCCAACAGGAAGGACGAGCUGGUCUUACCUCCAACCUUGCCGCCCGGUGUUACCCAAAAGGACGUGGAAUUAUUCAAAGACGCCCGAGAACGCGCGAAUCAGCUGACUCUUGCCGAGAGUUGCGACGUAAAGGAUGGUGCAACUCCAGUGAACGUGAGUCCAGGCGGCGCAGGUACCCGGAAUCCAGCGGCCAUCGUCUUCGGCCGCUACGAGGUCGAGACUUGGUACUCUAGUCCGUUUCCUCAAGAGUACGCUAGACUACCCAAGCUCUUCUUCUGCGAGUUUUGUCUCAAGUACACCAAGAGCCGGGCUGUGCUCGACAGACACAUGGACAAAUGCAAGUGGAGGCAUCCACCUGCCACAGAAAUCUAUCGUUGCAACGGACUAUCAGUAUUUGAGAUUGACGGUAACGUAAAUAAAAUCUACUGUCAAAACCUGUGCCUCUUAGCCAAACUGUUCCUCGACCACAAGACCCUGUACUACGACGUAGAACCAUUCCUCUUCUACGCGGUGACCAAGAACGACAAACACGGUUGCCACCUGGUCGGCUACUUCAGCAAAGAGAAACACUGUCCAGCACAGCGCUACAACGUAUCCUGCAUCAUGACUCUACCUCAGUACCAGCGUCAGGGCUAUGGUCGCUUUCUCAUCGAGUUCAGUUACCUACUGUCCAAGGUCGAGGGUAUACCCGGUACCCCGGAGAAGCCACUUUCGGAUCUCGGUCGCGUCUCUUACCAUUCGUUUUGGAAAAGCGUUGUGCUCGAGUACCUGGACACACAUCGCGACGCCACAGAGCUCAAAAUCACGGACAUCACCAAGGAAACUGGUGUUUCGGGCCACGACAUCACCACGGCAAUGCAACUGUUGGGCUUCCUGCGCAACGUACCGCGCGGACCCAACGAUUCUACGAGACAGCUUGCUGUGUUGGUCGAUUGGCAGAAAGUAGAUAUACACAUGGCCAAAGUGCGCAAGAGCACCCGCAUCCAGCUGGAUCCUGACUGUCUACGCUGGAUACCGUUGCUCACGCAAUUGCCGAAUGCUUACCAAAGUCCUGAAGAGGGUGGCGACACGAGCUCCGAAACAGCUUCGCCUGAGAAGGAUCAGCCGUGCGUUAUCAAUAAACCGGUGGCGGCAAUGGCUGAGAAGGUGCAGCGCAUUAAGAUCAGAAAAAAGUUCAGAGGUCGGAAGAUAACUGGAACUCACAGGAGGACGAUGCCUCCGAAAAUGAGGACGCCGGUGCACAGGCCAAAGUUGGCAAAGGUUCAAAAAGAGAAGGAGCCAAAGUUAGCGGAUAAGAGUUCGGGAAGCAUAGCUGACACGGAAGAGGAUUUUAAUGACGUCACUGUAACAGAGGCCAAAAGUCCCGUGGUAGUGUCUAAAUCUUCAAAAACCCCUACCUCUUCUAAAACAUUUCAAAGCACAGUCAGCACAACUACCACUCCAGUAGUAACGAAUCUCACAGUGUCCCUGACCGCAACUCCAAAUGUGACUCCUGUUCAAUCGUCCAGAAGAAGCGUGAGAACAGCUAUGAAGACGCCUACGGCAGCAGCAACUGCUACACCCGCGACAGAAUCGACAGCGUUGACUACUCCCUCGAGAAAACGUAAACAUUCCGAAAAGACUGAACUCGAAGAGAAAGCAGAGGAUACCGUUGUGAGCAGAAAACGAACUCGAGAAUCGUGGCGUGACAAGGAAAAAGACAAGGAGAAAGAAGGCAAAAAGAGGGAAAAGCCGAAAGAAAAAGAAGUGAAGGAGAAGGUGAAACCUCCAGAUAAGGUUGGAAUCAAAGAAAGUGCAAGACUGAAGGAGCGUGAGGCUGCAAAGGCAUCAGAUUCGUUAGCUUCGAGACUAAGAUCGCCUCCGCCCAAAGAAUCGUCUCCCAGUAGUCCCGUGAGGGUUAAAAAGCAGACCAAAAUCGACGAAAUACUGACGAAAAUAACCACGCCAACCAGAACGUCCAAAUUCUUUCCCUCGAGAGCAAGAGAGAAGAGGGCCAGUCUUGCGCAGAGUGCCGAAGAGUCUCCGCAAAAUCACACCGCUCGAGGAGUUAAGAAAGAUGCUGUCGAAGUGUCGAAAGAAUCACCUGUAUCAUCGAGACGUGGUAGGCCAAAGGUUGACUCAAAGAUACUUAUCAAGGAGGUGGCGACAACUGCCGUUAAGACAGAUGAUCUUCCGGAGGUCGUUGCUUCUCCAAAAGUCGAUGAAAUCAAAACUAGCAAGAAGCAACUUACGAUUCCAGAUAUGUUCUCGACCGCUGCUGCUGUUACCGUUGCUUCUUCUACUUCGUUGUCAAUUACCACGCCUGUAGAUGAUUCUGCUAUCAAUAAGAGUGAUUCGCUUGAUGAUGGCCUUGUAGUAGGUACAACCUCGACUACCGUAGAUAACGAACUAACCGCGAGUCCUGGAGAGUACGAAGGAGGCGACGAGGACGAUGGUGAUGAAGAUGAAUUUGUGCCCAGGGCCAAAGUCGCUAGCGUUAUACAAUCUCUUGAUGCUGCUAUCGAAAGUGCGGAUCAAGAAAUUUUAGAGGAGAGUGAAAAGUUGAGAGCUAAGGAAUUGUUGGAAUCACGUGAGUUAUCUAAGGAUGUUGCGAUGGAAAUCGAGCCCGAAAUCACGCCAGAGAAAGUAGAAGAACCAGAAAAAGUGAUCGAGACUCUGUCAAAGUAUGAGCAAAUAAAGUCUGUGCAACCAACUCAAAUUAGUGAACCUAUGGACAUUGAACCUAUUCUAGAUACUGGUACUAACAUCGAGGUAAAUAUUGAAAAUAAAAUUCACAAACAGUCGAUGCCAAUAGAAGAUUGCAGUAAACAAGAGUCACAAAUUGAUACUUGUGAAGACGUAGUUGAACCUAAGGAAAAUUUAUCAGAAACAAAAGUUGAACCUAUACCACCUAUAUUCGUAGAAAAGAAAGAUUAUCAACCAUCUGCAAUGAGCAAUCAUCCAAGUGUGAUCGAAACGCCCGAAUGUCAGCCUGUGAUAAUGCCUCAAGAGAAAGUUGCCACUGUGAUUGCUGAUCAUCAUCACCAUGAAGUAACGCAAGUGCACUCCCACCCCGAAGAAAAGCUCCAUUCGCCAGAGAGCGGUAAAACAACACCGCAUCCUGAAAAUCCAAGUUCAGUUAAACGAACGCCUCCAUCUCAGCCAGAUCUACCAUCGAUGGGUGUGUACACGCCAGAUUCAACGACGAAUUCGGUGCAUUCUUUGCAUUAUGGUCAGUGUGAUUUGGAUGUAAGCCAGUUGGGCCUUGAAUCACCGACGUCUAUCGCGAGCGAUCUGGCUUCGCAAAACAGCGUCGAGAGGCCACCCAGUGCUCUGCCAACGAUGCAAAGUCAACAGGCACCUCAAACGGUUUCGGUGCCUUCUAUCUCUGCCGCGUCCAUACAGAUGAGCGCAGCUGUUGCAAUAAACGCGAACGUUCAACAGCAACAACAUCAACAUCACCAGCAGCAGCACCAACAAAAUAAUCUGCAUCCGGUGAACCUGCCAGCUCAACAGGUGCAGCAGCAAUAUGUUGAGUGUUCCAUGCCUCAGCAUACUCCCCCACACGUGGCUAUCCAGCAGCAUCAACAACACCAGAUGCAGCACGUGGAUAAGAACCCAUACCAUCAACAGCAGCCACUGACGCCGCAACCUCUACAGCAGCCCCGAACGCCACAAUCACAUACGCCACAGAGUUUACCGACGCAUAGUCCUCAACCAAUGCCACAACAACCGCACACGCCGCAACCGUUGUCUCAGCCUCAUACGCCACAGCCCAUAUCUCAAACUCACACACCUGUUCAGUGCCAUACACCGCAGCCUCUAACGCCUCAGCCUGUCCAAUUAUCGAUUAUUCAGCAACAGCAGCAGCAGCAGCAGCAACAGCAACAACAACAACAACAACAACAACAACAACAACAACAACAACAGGCAAGAAGUCAGGCUUUACUUCAUGCACACAGUCAACAGCAUCAGGCGCAAGCGCAGCAGCAACAGUCGGUGCAUCAUCAACAAUCCACUCAUCAGCAGCAGCAGCAGCAACAACAACAACAACAACAGGUGGCACAUCAACAACAUCAACAGGCGCAUUCUCAUAGCAGUAAACGAGCAAGUGGUUCACAAAGAUCCAGGGCGCAGCAGAGUAAGGCACAUCGAAACAAUCCACCAUCAUCGCAAGCAGCAGCAGGAGCAGUAGCAGCAGCAGUGGCAGCAGCGGUUGCAGCUCAAAGUAGCAGUCAACACGCUAGUCUUGUCGCUGCUUCACACAACAGUCACUUACCACCUCAAUAUCAACAAUCGACGUCGAUGUCAGUGACAGGCAUGGGCCAUCCUCACGCGCAUCCCAGUCAUACGGCACAUUCGCACAACAUGGCUGUAAUAUCUCAAGGUGGCAACUACAUGGCAGUAUCUCAGGCUAUGGGUUUCCCCACGCAAAACACCUAUGUGAUUCAGCAUCGAAGUGGUCGCUCGAGUACUCACACGCCAUGUACUACCGCCACGAACUUUUACAUUCAGACCGCGCCAAUGUCUCACUCGCCCGCGCCAAUGUCCCAUUCGCACACGCCAACACCUACGCUGAAUGCCAGCUCGACUAAUCACCAGACACCCAACUCGUGUAGCCUAGCUAAGCUUCAGCAACUUACCAACGGUCUGGACAUGCCGAUGCCACCGACACCACCACAGGCAAUGAAUCUCACGCCCCCGCCACCGAUACCUCACACCAUGACGCCACCUCAGCCAUCCAGGCAGCUAUCGACGCCACCGCAAGUUCCGCUCAGUUAUACCAAGAACUAUUACAACGUGAAUCCAGUGCCAUCGCCCACAACUUCGGGGCCCCCGCCACCAAGUCGCUCGGCCUCAAGGUCGUCUGCGAGCGCUUCUAUGACACCGAUACCCCAGUCUUACUCGAGCGAGAGCUUGUACCGGCAAACGCUCGACCCGAGUGGCAGCUGUCCGCAGAUGCAGAGCGCGGCGAGUCGUGUCAGUCCCAACGUUGCUCUAAACACGAACCUCAUGGCGGCCCAAGCGGCCUACGGCUACCGAGUCGCUCAGCCAACUACUGGUUACAUGAACCAGGCAGCUGCAGCAGCUCAGCUCGGUGGUUUUAUGAAUCAAGCGAGUCAGAUACCCGUUGGCGUCGUCAACGUCGCGGCACCUUACGCCCAGGAUCCGCACCAGCAGAACCCACCAACUGUAUACACGACGUAUCACGGCUACAUCAACGGCGGCCUUAUGCAGCCGUUGAAUGGAACAAUGAGGCCGCGCUAGCUCUUCCACUAGGACGAGGCCUCGAGUUGUCCGCGCUUUGCGUCCCAGCGUUCGACCAGCGCGUUCGUCGUACCUACGGUUUGUCAAAAGGACACGGGUGCCGAUAACGUAUUAUUACCUCUUCAAAAAGAUUAAUUUAAGCUCCUGUUUUUUAAUAUAGUGACUAUAGCGUCACGCAAUUUAUAUUUGUGAAUUUUAAUGCCUCGUUAUUGUUGCGUGCAUCUUGCUCUUUCCCUGGAGGAUGUAUUAGCGUUGUGUUAACGUUUUUUUCUUCAUCAACGGAUUUUUAAUGUUGUAUAGUUGUGCUGACAUCAAAUA